AUGAGGGCAAGCUUUCUACUGACGGUGACGGUGGCUACCUUCAGUCGGUUGGCAUGCGCGGUCAACUCUCAGGCUUAUAACUGGAAGAAUGUCAGGAUUGGUGGUGGUGGCGGGUUCAUUCCCGGUAUCGUGUUCAACGAAAAGCAACAGGGACUCGCAUACGCCCGAACGGAUAUCGGAGGGGCAUACAGGCUCAACGCUGACCAUUCCUGGAAACCACUCCUCGAUUCUGUGGAUAGCGACAACUGGAACCACUGGGGCAUUGACGCGUUGGCGACUGAUCCUGUCGAUCCCAACCGCCUUUAUCUUGCUGUUGGAAUGUACACGAACUCCUGGGACCCCAACAAUGGGGCCAUCUUAAUUUCCAAUGACUAUGGUGACACUUUCACCUCGUCACCUUUGCCCUUCAAAGUCGGGGGUAACAUGGCUGGUCGUGGGAUGGGCGAGCGAAUCGCUGUCGACCCCCACAGCAAUAAUAUUUUAUACUACGGCGCCCGCAGCGGAAACGGCCUCUACAAGUCAGUCAACUUCGGAGCGACUUGGACGAAGGUUACCAAUUUCCCCAGCGCCGGUACAUUCAUUCCGGAUCCAAAUGACGUCUACGAAUACAACAACAUCAUUAUUGGCUUCUCUUGGAUCACUUUCGACUCUACCACGGGUACAAAUGGGUCUCCUACUCCUCGUAUCUUUGUCGGUGUUGCCAAUAAAGGCGAAAGUAAUAUCUUUGUUUCAGAGAAUGCCGGUGCCACCUGGACCGCGGUCGCGGGUCAAGACACGACUUUCCUCCCCCAUAAAGGAGUUCUCUCUCCAUCUGAGAACACUCUAUACGUCACAUACAGUGACGGAGCAGGCCCGUAUGACGGGACCGCCGGGGCUGUAUGGAAGUAUCAUAUCCCCACCUCUACCUGGACUAAUAUUACACCCGUGUCUGGCGGUGAUCUUUACUUCGGCUUUGGCGGUUUGGCCGUGGAUUUACAGGUACCGGGAACAAUUAUGGUCGCUGCACUGAACAGCUGGUGGCCCGAUGGGCAAAUAUUCCGCUCAACUGAUAGCGGUGCUACAUGGAGCCCUCUAUGGAGCUGGAAUGGGUAUCCCAACCUUCAGAAGCACUACUCAUACGACAACUCAGGCGCUCCUUGGACUGGUCCCAACUAUCCGAAUACCAACCCCGGUACCUUACAGAUCGGCUGGAUGAUGGAAGCAUUGGUCAUUGAUCCCUUCAACUCCAACCACUGGCUCUACGGAACUGGUGCUACCAUGUAUGGUGGCUUUGAUUUGAAGAAAUGGGAUACUAUACACAACGUAACGCUUGAGGUAUUGGCUGACGGGAUUGAAGAGACCUCGGUUCGUGGGCUCAUCUCCCCGCCAACUGGGGCAAACCUUUUGUCCGGCGUGGCCGACUGCAAUGGCUUCGUUCAUGACAACCUCGAUACACCUAGACCCGCAAGUUACAGCAACCCUACAUGGAUGACAAGUCAAGACCUCGACUAUGCUGGCAAUCAACCGAUGAACAUCGUUCGUGUUGGUGCUGGCGACGAGGAAACGAAACAAGUUGCGAUUUCGUCAAACUCGGGCGCUUCAUGGUCUAUCCAUUAUGGCGCACCUGAUGGUGUUCAUGGUGGAAAGGUUGCUUUAUCCGCCAACGCCGAUACGAUCCUCUGGCGUACUGAGGGCAAUGGUGUGAUGGUCUCACAGUACCAAAGUACCUUUACUGCCGUGGCAUCAUUGCCUUCGGAUGCCGCUAUUGCCUCAGACAAGAAAGCAAACGCAAUAUUCUAUGGUGCUUCCGGUAGCACCUUUUACAUCUCAACCAACUCGGGUCAGACCUUCACCUCACAGGGCACUCUUGGGUCGUCCACGACUGCUCGAGACGUUCUGGUUAACCCAGGCGUUACUGGCGAUGUCUGGGUCUCCACCGAUGCUGGUCUUUUCCACUCGACUAACUCAGGUGCCACUUUCACCUCUAUUUCUGGAGUAGCAGAGGCUUGGAGCAUAGGAUUUGGAGCCCCCGCCUCUACUGGUGGUUACCCUGCCCUUUUUGCCGCAGCAGAUAUCCAAGGCAAAGGAUACUUCAGGUCAGAUGAUGCUGGUGUCAACUGGGUGAAGAUCAACGAUGCUGCCCACGGUUUCGGCGUCAUCAGCGCAAACGUCCUCACCGGCGACCCAAGAAUCUACGGAAGAGUAUACCUUGGUACCAAUGGACGUGGCAUAUUCUACGGCGAUGCGACAGGAACCCAACCUCCUAACACUGCAACCGCAACACCAACCUCAUCUAUACCCCCCAUCACGUCGAACCCUCCAGUCACCUCAAACCCUCCGGUCACCUCAAACCCUCCAAUCACCUCGAAUCCGCCUGUUACCUCAAACCCUCCCCCCGUGACCAGUAGCGCGCCGCCUUCCACGCCAACAGUGGGUCCCUGGGGACAAUGCGGAGGCCAAGGUUACACUGGGCCAACCGUCUGUGCAGCUGGUUCUACUUGCACCGUAAACAACCCCUGGUAUUCUCAAUGUUUACCCAACUAA
This is a messenger RNA of Pleurotus ostreatus (oyster mushroom), 2523 nucleotides long. RefSeq lists its product as uncharacterized. The record is from RefSeq and is a predicted model, not a curated record. Gene Ontology annotation, molecular function: cellulose binding; protein binding. Gene Ontology annotation, biological process: xyloglucan metabolic process. The transcript has 16 exons. Lineage: Eukaryota; Fungi; Basidiomycota; Agaricomycetes; Agaricales; Pleurotaceae. Bases 1 to 2523 code for a protein of 840 amino acids. Gene Ontology annotation, cellular component: extracellular region.